Messenger RNA from Hibiscus syriacus, 1149 nucleotides. Its product is annotated as putative F-box protein At5g55150. Gene Ontology annotation, molecular function: protein binding. The coding region runs from base 49 to 1149 and encodes 366 amino acids. Lineage: Eukaryota; Viridiplantae; Streptophyta; Magnoliopsida; Malvales; Malvaceae. The transcript has a single exon. The record is from RefSeq and is a predicted model, not a curated record.
GUUAGAUUUUAUUCAAGUUCGUCAUAAAAGCAGCGGGUAGAACAAACAAUGGCUGUGUGGUCUGAUCUUCCGGCAGAUUUGAUGAGGAGCAUUGAUGACAAAAUUCUAUCUUAUAAAGAUCAAGUUAGAUGCAGAUGCGUGUGCUCUUCAUGGAGGUCUGCCUUACCGGAGAUGACUGGUUCAAUGCCGGGGCUAUUAGUGCCACUUAAAAGCGAAACCCAGACAGGCAGUAGAACGCCCUUCGGCUUCAUUGACCCCUUCGAGAAGAAAGUCCAUCGUCUUCGAUUCUCCUAUCCUCGAGGAACAGGAAUGUUGUUUCGAGGAUCUUGUCAUGGUUGGGUAGUCAGCAUAGAGGGCAGUUCUAUUUAUGUCAUCAAUCCACUCACGGGGGUUCAUGAGAUGCUUCCACCAAUAAUCGAACUUCCCGAUCUAAGGAAAUUCCGCCCUGAUACUUGUACCCUGCGUGAUUACAUCCUAGACAAGGUAUCGUUUUCAUCAAGUCCUCAAUCGAACAAUUUCGUGGCCGUGGCUAUAUACGGUGAUCGUGGAAGUUUGGCGUAUUGUAAACGUAGGGACAGACAAUGGACAUUGAUCCACCAUGGAGGCUACUCUGAUUUCAUCUUUCAUGGAGACCAGAUAUACACCGUGAACGGCAGCGGGAGUCUCGUUGUUUGCGACAUCCAAAACCAGUCCCCGAAGGUUUGGGAAUUAGUUCCGUCUAGUCUUAAACGCAAACGCAGGUUCUUAUCAUCCAAUCCAUCCAGGCUCUAUCUAGUUGAAUCUUCUGGUGGGCUAUUAAUGGUACAACGCAUUGUCUCAAUCAACGGAAUUCACUACGAGACUCUGGGGUUCAGGGUCUUCAAGCUCGACACGAGUAGUCGAGAAUGGCAUCGAAUAGUAUCUACCGGCGAAGAUGCAUUGUUUUUGGGAUGGAACGUAUGCUUGUGCAGUAAAUUGCGUGGAUAUGGUGGUGACUGCAUAUAUUUUACGCACAAGAACAUGGUGUGGCGACGGAGGAAGAUGGCGUAUGGUCCUGAAAUAAGUGUGUUCAAUUUGAGCAAUGGGAGCUUCCAAGAUUUGCCUAAGCAAAGCAGUGAUUUAGAAUCAGUGAUUUGGUCCCCACCGGUUUGGUUCAUUCCCACAUAUUAA